GUUGACCGUCGUGAACCACAUACACAACAGCAAGGACAACACGUACAGAAUCAUGAACUUACACCUAAUCAGCGGGUGGGCAUAACGGAUGGGGACCAUCCUGGGCAAGAUAACAGUGUGGUGGUUUCCCCUGGGGUGCCUGCAGAAAGUAAAGAAGAGUCAACUCUUGUCCCAUCUCCAGAGCUUUCACCUACAAAAGCUGCAGAGUCACGCAGUGCACCAGAAGGUACACUUGAAUCAGAAAGAACUGAAAAUCCAACUAAAGGGGAACACACAACUGAAGGGGUUGAUACCAAUCAAACAAACCCACAAACACAGUCUGAAAAUACCACAACAAGCUCACAAGAAACAAAUACCACUACCAAUAGUACGGCUGGCAACUCUAAUGCUACCCAGCAAUCUCCUGCAACUGAUGAUGUAACUGCCGCAUCAGAAUCACAAGAACCCACUUCCACUACUCCGUCAAGCACCGAGAACACUACCACAGAAGCACCAACGACCACUCCAUCUCCUGUUCCCGUAACCGAUACACAGAUCAGCAGCAACAUCGCUUCCAAUGUACAGAACAGACCCAAUGUUGACAGCAGUGUCAAUCCUGUGUGGAUGCGCACUGCAGCACCACUGCUGAUUGUGGUUGUGUUGGUCUCCGCUACUGUGUACUGA
Molecule: messenger RNA, 663 nt
Organism: Trypanosoma theileri
Lineage: Eukaryota; Euglenozoa; Kinetoplastea; Trypanosomatida; Trypanosomatidae
Exons: 1
Source: RefSeq, a predicted model, not a curated record